UAUUAUGAUUUAUCUGCUGAAGCAAAAUCGACAAAUAAUACAGAAAGUAAUGGUCUAUCGAUUGGUCCUCUUUAUAUUGCACCGCAACAAAUUGGAAUUGGUAUCAUGGUUGAAUUAUUCUCAUUAGUUCCAAGUAUUUUCAUAGUUCAAUUUUUUCGACGUAUUCGACCUCGUCAACAAAUUUCACCAUUACGUCAAGCAUUAGAGAAAAUACGAUCAUUACCACCCACUGAUUCAAAAGAUAAAAAUCCAAAUAAAAAUAAAAAAAAACAAUUUACAUUUCCUUGGUGGUGUUUAUUUAUUGCUUAUACAUUUUCUUUUAUGAUAAUUGCUGUUUCAAUGUUUUUUAUUAUUGUUAAAGGAAUUAUAUUUGGUGAUUUAAAAACUCAACAAUGGUUAACAUCUGUUCUUACUGGCUUUUUCUCGUCAGUUAUUCUUACUCAACCAAUUAAAAUUUUAGGUUUGGCAGUAUUUUUUACUCUAUUUUGUCGAAAUCCAAAUGAUGAUAAAGAAGCAAAAGAAUAUAUAGAUGAGACUAAUUUUGAAUUAGAUGGUGAUGAAGAUUAUCUUCAUUCGAAUGAUUUUUCAUUGAUUUCAAAUUCUUCAAAACGUAUUACUCGUCUAAAUGAAAAUGAAGUAGCUUUUCUUCGUGAACAACGUUUAAAAGAACUUCAAAUGUGGUCAAUUAUUCGAGAAUUUCUAAUUUAUGCCAUAUUUUUAACAUUACUUUGUAUAAUCAGUUUUUCAAAUCAUACACAAAAUAGUUUUUAUCAAACUGAUCAUUUACAAAAAUAUUUUUUAAAUACAAGACAAACA
Molecule: messenger RNA, 816 nt
Organism: Adineta steineri
Lineage: Eukaryota; Metazoa; Rotifera; Eurotatoria; Adinetida; Adinetidae
Source: the annotation of a GenBank genome assembly